UCGCAAGACUCUUCAACUCUCGGCAGUGCGCAUGCGCGAACGGAUCGCACGGAACGAAACGAGACGAGACGAGACGAAACGGAAGGGAAAGAAACGGAACGGAACGGAGCGCCCCCGCGUUUUACGUUUUGCAUUUAGCGCUUUGCGUUUUUGCGCUUAUCAAGUGCCGGGAAUCGUAAACGGGUGAACGUGAACGGGAGUCCAGAAAUUCGGGCAGCUGUCGCGUGCAGUGGCCAAAAGGAGAGAAGGAGAUUGCGCCAAAUAAUGAAAUGCCCGCCGACGGUUGAGGCAGUGUCUGUGUGCUUUUCGAGCGGCCCGGCAGUGUGCAUCGAUUAUUUCAAAUGGCCAGCCAUCCCCAGCCCCCGCGGAAUGUCCCCAAUCCGAUGCAUAAAUACAAUUAGGCCGCGAGAUCGGGCCUGACCAUAGCCAAAGUUAAUUCGGUCCGCGAACCAGUUUCCGCUGGUGCGCAAAUAUCGACAGGCAGGCACUUCGCAGAUUUUUUUCACGAGCGCGCCAAGAAAUAAUAAAUACGCCUAAGCUCAAAUUGUUGUCAGUUUGUUCGGCUUUUGUUGAUUUAUGUGUGCGAUUAAAGGAAACAGCCACAACGCAGUCAGCCGAGAAACCGCAAAAUAAGAUAAUAAAUUCAAAUAAUGCCAAAAGGCAGCACCCCCGCCCCUCCUUUGUUCAAGUGUCACCAGUGAAAUACCUAUGAAUGCAAAUCAAGCGAACAGCAAAGGCAAAAGACAUCAGCAGAUAAAACGCCAGCGAUAAGAACCUCGGAUAUAUCCUCUGCCUCCCGAACAUGGAUAACCCAAAUCAAAUGCCCGUGGAGCUUGAAAGGUAAGUUGACAUACGACAGCCCCGGCGACUCCUUUCUCUUUGUUGGCACUGCCAGUCACAAUGGCAACAUCAACAUCAACAGAAACAGCAAAAGCAACAGCCAAAAAAACAACAACUUCUAACAACUUUUUGAAUUGUGUGAAGGCGGCACGUCAAUGCCAUUGAGUCCUAAGGUAAAUGGCGAGGGAAAUUCGAAUUCGAGCCAACUGCCUGGGCGGAAAUUACGAUGACUUGUCACACGAGCCGGGUUUUCCUAUCAGGUUUUUGGAGCAGUUUGGUGGGGAUUGUUAGCGAAUUAGCACAACAGCCAGCCUCAUAAAUUGCAAUUUACUGGGAGCCGAACAAAGUGAGGAAUUUUCUCUCUACUAGCUAUUGAACUAGCAAUGCCCACGACCUCCUUCGAAUUAAAUUUAGUAAGCACACGCUUCCUGUAGCUUAGUUUUAGGUGAUAAGCUCUGAUUCAUACAGUAUAGGAACUUUCUGUCAGAUAGUCACACUCUAUUACACUCCGAAACUGAAGCAAUCUUUGAAAAUGAGACGCACGCUGAAAUCUACCAUAAACACCCUAGCGAAGGUUGAUGGUCUUUCGGACGAAGGAGGAUCCCAUACGAGCAUUCACAACUGCGUGAUGAGCCCUGACGAGGGGCAGCAGAAUGCCAGCAACUAUCUGGCGGCCCAGACCCUGGAGGACCUUCUGAACGAGGUCCUGCAGGAUGAGAACUUCCAGCUGAAGCCAUCGUCCUCCUCCGUGGACCCGUUCCGCCCGGCGAUUCAGAAGUCGCACAAGAAGGUGUGUCUGGAGGGGGACGAGGACCUGGACAUGGACCCCCGGCUGCGCAACUGGAACCGCAUUUUAGAGCAGCGCCGGCGAAUCCAGGAGCGGAUCGAGCAGCAUACUGGAAAGCGGGCCGAGGACGUCCUCUUCAACCGCUCGGCGACCAUCGACGAGGCCAGCAAGCGGAUGAUCCUGCGGGUCCUCGACUCCGCCGACCGAUCCCGACCUCUAGUUCGACUGAAGGAGAACGCCACCUUGGACUCGCUGAAGCCGCGCCGCGAUCCCGAUCUCUGCCGCGACAUUCACGAGCUGUACGUCGCCAAGCCGCAAAUGCAGCAGGUGGAGUUCGUGGGACUGCCGCAGGUGACCCAAAAGGAGCUGGCCUCCACCGAGGUGCCUCCCACCGCGGUCGAGAGCCAGUGGCAGCGCUCCAAGGUCCUGGACCAGCGGCUCGAGGCCAAGAAGGAGUUCAUCCAGCAGGUGCUCGAGUUCGCCCCCGACCUCCAGAAGCUCCAAGUCACGCCGGCAGUUGGGGAGAGGGUCACCAAGUCGCCUCCGGUCACCAGGAUCGACGACGGCGAAAGCCUGCAGUUCACCGGGGAUUCCACUUCCGAAGAGGAGGAGGACGCGGAUCUGCUCGACCUGCUCUCCUACGGUGGCGAGGAGGAGGCUCCUCCAGAGGUGGAACCCGAAAAGGUCGGCAAGAAGGGGGGCCAAGGCGAGUUGCAGAUACAGGAUCUGGACGAUCCACAGGACACGAACGCACUGAUGGUCAACGGCAUGCUCCUCGAUUAUCGCAACUUAAGCGGGUCCCCUGGCAAAACAAUCAACAUGAUGCUUAAAUGUGAUCCUUACGAACGCUCGGUCAAGGUGCUUUUGGACAUCCAGAAUCUAAGUCCCAAGUUGGUGCACGUCUAUUGGCUGUCCAAAAACCGCCUGCGAUCCGACCGAAUGACCCUGCACUCCGAGCUGAUCUUCGACCGCACCGAGUUCAUCCUGGAGCCGCAGGGCCGCCGAGUCAUCCGAGUGAUGUUCCAGCCCGAGAUAGUGGGUCUGUUCACGCAGCGCUGGAACGUGUGCUUCGCCAGGUCCCCCUUUUGCGGCACCCGUCGGCUGGACGUGAUCAUCCAGGGGCAGUGCACCAUUCCGGCUCUGUUCCAACGGCGCCUCGAGGCCCACCAAAAGCUGCUGGUGGACAAGCAGCAGAAGUUGCAGGCGAAGGUCCUCAUCAAGCUGCACGCGGGCCUGGCUCCGAUCAUCGAGAAUCCUCCCCUGCUGUGUCCCUAUACAAGGAUCUUCGACGAGCGCGAGGUCUUCAACGCCCAGAACUUUUCCUACCGCUGCGAACGGUACGAGGACCUCGAGGCCCUCAAGGAUCUCUAUGCGCUGGCCAAGAAGCCGCGCGAUCGACCCUGGGACCUGACCAUCGAGUCCCUGCGGACCUUCAUCGGCAAGCAGGAGAGUCGCCUCCUGCGCGAGAGCCUCCACAACCAACUGGUGGAACUGCUCCAGCCGAUGAAGUGCAACAGCUGCUCGCCCUUCGCCAUCCUGGAUAACAAAUCGGAGCGGGACAAGGCAAGGUUCAUCUACGUGCGCGGCACCAUCAGCAGCACCAUCGACGAGUGGGAGGCCAUGGCCUGGGGUCUGGAUGAGCAGUUCUUCAAACUGGAGCUCCUUCGGCGCCUCGGCGAGCAUCCCAGCCUUCCAAGAAGCGGAGGAGUGUCCCCGAGGAAAGGCCUGCGCCGUCUGUCAGAAUCGUCCGAGGAGCAGGAUAUAGUGGAAACCAUUUCAAAGACGGUCAGGUCCUGCAAGUACCUGAAGGACUCGCUUUACAUGCACACCUACGAUCUGCUCUGCAAUGCGGUCGAGGACAUUGUAUCCGUGAUCGAGAGCACCGCCGACUAGGAUUCAGUCUUCGGAUUGCACCGAGGCGCCUUUUCCCUCUUUACACUAUGAAACUACCAUCAAAGGCACCUGGAAACGCAGUUCUAUUCACUCAGUUCUUCAGAAGUUAACAAUAAAGAUAAUUAUAUUUUUAAGUAAAACGGUUUAACAUUUACAA
Molecule: messenger RNA, 3677 nt
Organism: Drosophila ficusphila
Lineage: Eukaryota; Metazoa; Arthropoda; Insecta; Diptera; Drosophilidae
Exons: 3
Coding region: 1373-3520 (715 amino acids)
Source: RefSeq, a predicted model, not a curated record